AUGAUUCCCAACUCAUUCCAACAACAACCUCGUCACUAUGGGAAACACCUGUUGUUGGAGAGGUUAAAACUUGACCUUCAUCCCAAAAGAACUUUUUCAAGUAGCAAUGGUCUCCUUCACAAGGGUGGUUUGCAUGAAGGUUCUAGUGCUCUCUCGGUAGCAAGGUCGUCCAAUCUAAAACAAAAGCAGUUAUUUAGAAAAAAUAAUUCAAGUUCUCCAUCAUUGAAUCGAUUGGAAACUCCUUCCUCAUCCGUGUCCACCAUGAGUGCUUUCUAUGAAUCAGAAAGAAUCAUGUUGUCGUCAACAGCUUACAACUUCACACAUUUAGACUCUGAAAGAAAGAUAGUCAUUGAUGCUUCUGGAGCAGAAGGUCAAAAUGAUUGUGGUGCCAACGGGCAAGAUGUGUUGGUGGUGAUCGAAGAAGAAGAGCAAGAAGCAAAGAAGAAUACAUUGCUCGUUAAAGUGUAUAAAUCUCAGCCCAUCUCUAACGUCGUAUUGAAUGCUUCUGUUGUUGAAAGUGUGCAUUCCAUCUCAGAGUAUCAAGAAAAACCCUUUCACAUCCAAAUUCAUGCAAAGGGAGGAAGAGGCGGCAAAGCUCCAAAUCUAAAUCCUAACUCACCCGGUUUAAAAUCCAAAUUCUCUGCCCCAUACCUCUUUGGAGACAUUUCUCCAACGUCAAAUCUUCUCAAUGACCAGUUUAAUUUUUCCUCCACUUCAUUGGCAUCGACUUCCAAUGCCUCCACUUCACUCUCUCAACUGAAUGGUUUUGACGGUGGAGAUGGAGGUAAUAUUACCAUCGUCACUUCGCAAAGGUUGAAACAUGUCUUAUUCAACAUUGAGGUGAAUUGUAACGGUGGAGAAGGAGGAGAGGCUGGAUCCACUCAAUUUACAUUUGAGAGUAAGAGAAGUCUACCGAUGAGAGAUUCGUUCCAAUUUCCAGCUGAAGUUCCGUUGUCCACGUCAGUUACUUCGAACGAAGUCUUGACAUUCUCCCAUUUAAGCUUCUACAAUCCAAACAAGGUUGCUUCAAAGAUUCGUGACUCACGAGACGAGUCAUUCAUCGAACAGGGUACUGGUGGCGUAAAUUCCGUGGUUCGAGGUCUAGAUGGAAGAAAAGGAAGAGACGGCUCUGUGAAAUUUGUGAUUAUCUCCGAUCAAGACAAAGAAGUGAUUGUUGAACAGUCGGUAUCCAUGUUCGCUUUGGAAUUGACAAACUUUAGAAUUCAGAGACGAAUUCCAAAGCGAUCCAAUUCACAGAGCUCAAAUGAGCACAAGGAUCCAUCUGCACUAGGGAACGUACAAGAACAGAAAGUUCGACCACCUACUCCCUUCUCGAACGACCAGCAGCGAAGGCAAAAAGUAUUUGGUAAUCUCAUUAUCGAGGAUGAUGAUGAUGAUGAGUGUAUGGAAUCAAAACAGACGCCACAACUUCCUGGAGAACCUGGAAAAACAACAAAUGGCAAAAGUAAUGAAUCGAAUAUCAAUACUCCAUCUGCUGGCACAAGUCUGGAAGAAGUAUUUGAAACACCAACAGAGUCCAACAACGUUGAGUAUGAUUUGAUCGAUCUUGAUGAAUUUGCAGAGCCUGGAUCAGAACUUGUCAUCUCAGAAAUUGAAGUGAAAAAUCUGGGAGGGUUGUCCACUCCAGAAAAUUGUUUGUUCACAUUCAAAGGAAAUGCACUUUUCGAUCCAUUAGGAUUUGAUAAGAUCUCUCUAACUCCCUUUCUACGUUCAUCUGUAAAACCACGAAAUAGUACUUCAACCAUGAGUGAUGGGAACGAAAGAAGUCAGACCUCCUUCUCGAAUGAGUACGUGAAAAUUCCAUCCCUCAAAUGUGGAGAGACAUUUUCUAUAUUGACUCCUUUCAUUGCUAGAAUUCGAAGGAUAGAUAAAUCGAGUGUGGAUUUGCCUUCAGAACCAAAAAUCACUUCUCUUCAUCAAGAGUGUGUCAUUAGUAGUGAGUUUUCCCACAUUCCCUCUCAGACAUUAUCAUGGCAGUCCUCGAAUUCUCUUGAGAAUGCUUACUCCUUACAACGAGUCAUAGCCAACAUUCCUAUUCAAUAUCCAAUAGCAGUGAGCGAAAUAUCAACUCCAAAAACAUUAUUGAUUGGUGAAUUGAGUUCUCGAUCGAAUUCACAUCAUCAUGGAGGUGACAAUGAGCACACAGGUGGAGCCAUAAUUGAAGUGAAGCUGAGAAAUACGUCAUCAACAAGCAUUCACAAUCAAGUGCAAAUUCGAAUCCAAAUACGAAUGGAUGAAGAAGCAGGAGAGACAGCAACUAAGGAACGCUCGCUCCCAUCUCCCCCACAACGUGAGGAACCUUCGUCUUCCGAUCAGCAACCAGAAAGUAGUGCAUCCACCAUUGUCACUUCACACUCCUCAGAAAAAAGUUACUUUUUUUUGAUUGACAAAGUAUCCACGCUGAGUUUACCUCCCACAAUUCAAGAUAUCUCCAAAAAAGCAACCUCUGGAGGUCAACCAAAUCGUUCAGCUCUCCUCUCAUCUUCAUCCUCUCGAAAUAACGCUCCAAAUCACCGAAGUGGCAAGAAUGAUCGAUCUCUUCUCUUCAACGAUCAAUUAUCAAUGAUUGAGUCAGUAGUCGUGACUUCUUCGACUCAUCUUGAAGAAGAGUCUCAAAUGGUAUCCUCGAAGAGUAGAAUUAGGCAACAGGACGAUUUGUAUUCCAUCUAUCAACAACAGAAGGAGAAGAAUGAGGUGUUCUUUGAAACUUUGGAAGCAUUACCACCUUAUUCAGAAUCUUCAUGGGUCUUCCAAUUGAAACUCUAUGAUUUACACAAGAUCUUGAUGAAGAGAAACAAACAACGAUCUCAGAAUCAACAACAAGCACCACAAUCAUCCUCCUAUGGGCAGUCUUCUUACUUCAGUCUUCCGCCCUUGGAUGAAUUAUUGGGUUUCUGUCAAGGCUCGAUCAUUAUUUCCAUCUAUUACAAGGAUUGUCUUUUAGAGAGACGAGUGAGUAACUUCAAAUGUAUUCCUAAAACGGUGCAACAAGUGAUGGCGAAAGGGUCCUUCCUGUUGAAUACCAAUAGCUCAACAACCCUAUUGGGACGUUCUCAUUCUUCUCGAUAUCCUCAUCACCAAGAAUUUGCUUCUUCAUCCUCUUCUUCCAAAGCUCUUCAUGAACGCUAUGCCAUUCUCCUCACAAGUAGUGAGAAUCUUCAAAACAAGUCCUACGUCUUUUACAAACGUCUUGUCAGAGAGUUGGGCUUGGAAUUGAUUGUGUGGGACUUGGAUUCAAAAUGGCCAGGUGGAGAGGUUUCGCGAACGGAUUCCGUUCAGCACUCCCUCUCGGACUCUCAUCAUCAAAUAUUGACUCUCUUCAAAGAUAACUUAAUUCUCAUAACUCUCUUCAAAGCUCCUCAACACGAUUCCAAGAAUGCUCAAUUCAAUGCUCUCAUAGGACAACUCUUGCAAAAGCAACAAGAAUUUGAGAGGGACUUGCUCGAGGAGUCGAGAGGCUUAUUUUUUGAAGGAGGAAUUCUUUUUGUUUCGAGUUGCACAACCUUGGACAAAGUCAAUACUUUGUCAUCAUUGCAACAACCGUUCACGAGCUCUACACCGAGUGAAUACUUGAGAAAUCAAAUACUGAACAAGUGUCGUCCACCCUUGCAAAUGAUCGAGCCCAAGAGUCUUUCGAUCUUUUAUCCCUUUGAGAAACCGAGCAAGCAACUGUUUCAAGAAAAGGUGGACAAGUAUUUGAGAAAGAAACAGGAAGAGAAUCCUUCGAAUGUCAUUCAAAUUCAUAGAAAGGAAUAUUUUGAUAUUUCCAAAUCGAGAAUGCCUCGAAAGAUUUUGUUAGGAUCAUGUCAAUAUUCCAUUUUACCAGUCAAAGUUUACAAUCGUAUUUUCAGAGUUUCACUUCUUACAAAUCCCUCUUCCACAACAUCGAAUAAGGAAGAUAUUGACUUUACUCCUGACAUUUUGGAAACGUAUCAUAAAUUCUCAGUGAAUAGUAAAACCUUUGCAUUGAUCUUUGGAAUGAUCAUGUCCAUGAACAUUCAAUCUAAAGUGAAUUUGUUGCAUUCCACACGAAGAAUGAACAGCAACACGAACGCCAAAGGUUCAACAGAUUUCAAGGAAUGGAUUUUUUGUGAUCAAGGUGUCAUUGAUGCUUUGACCCUUAAAGAUGUUGCCUUAUUUUCAUUGUGUCACGACUUGACACAAGAGUUGGCUCUUCGUGAUUGCGGUUUUGAAAGGUUUGAAAGACUCAUUCAAGCCAUCUUGAAAUGCUUUUACACAACUUUAAGCUCAACUCAAAUGGAUCGAAGAGGAGGCAACAGCAAUGCAAGAAGCAAGCCCUCCAAGUCAAAUGUCACAACCGAUUCGAGUCACCAUCAAGGAAACUCCAACAACUCGAAUAAGGAAUUGGCUGCAGUUCAAGAGGAAUUCCUACAACACGUAAAACUCAUUUUGGACGUUCUAAAAGGAGAGGUCCAUUCUAGACUCAAAAAAACAGACAAAGUCAUGACUCAACGAAAACGAGAGUUUUUGAAAUAUCAUACUCAAUUGAGAAAACAUCUCAUUGAAAAGUGUCGUUCCAUGGUUGAUUCAGGUCGAAGUAAGGGCUCUUCGAAACGUUUGUAUCGAAUGUUGGGUGGUGAUGCUCUCUACUUGAAAAGAAAACAAUUUGGAACGAUUUGUAAAUAUUUGAAUGGAUUCUUGAGCAAUCCAUGGAACGGAACUGGAAGUGCUCACAACUUGAAAGGUUCUUCUUCGUCCGCUUCCUCCACUGACCAUCUCAAUCCAUGGGUAUUCAUUGCUACUGGUGGUGGGAGUAAUUCGAGAGAAAUUCCCUUGUUGUACAAGUGGAGUUUGGAAAAGGUAUUUUCAGGUGGAAACAACAACAACAACACCUCCAGCAGUCAAGGUCCUCUCACAACUUCCACUUCUUCAAGCAACAACGCAAAGCAAGAACAACCCAAUGAAGAGUGA
This is a messenger RNA of Naegleria fowleri, 4953 nucleotides long. RefSeq lists its product as uncharacterized. The coding region runs from base 1 to 4953 and encodes 1650 amino acids. NCBI's taxonomy places the organism in Eukaryota, Heterolobosea, Eutetramitea, Acrasida, Naegleriidae. The transcript has 4 exons. The record is from RefSeq and is a predicted model, not a curated record.